Molecule: messenger RNA, 474 nt
Organism: Botrytis sinoallii
Lineage: Eukaryota; Fungi; Ascomycota; Leotiomycetes; Helotiales; Sclerotiniaceae
Exons: 1
Coding region: 1-474 (157 amino acids)
Molecular function (GO): dioxygenase activity
Source: RefSeq, a predicted model, not a curated record
AUGCUUCACAAGAUCCCUCCGCUCGUCGCACCACUCUACUUCCCCACACAGACUACGGUUCCAUCACUCUACUCACCAGCAUUCUGGGGGGGUCUCCAAAUCCUCCCUCGCGACAGCGACGAACACGACUGGCGCUACAUCAAGCCGGUACCCGGCUGUCUAAUCGUAAACUUGGGCGACGCAAUGGUCGAAUGGACGGGCGGAGUCUUACACUCGAAUCUUCAUCGCGUAACGUAUGCACCUGGCGCACAAGCAGAAUGUACAAGACAUAGUAUAGCGUAUUUAAUUAGACCCGAACGUGAUGUAUCGAUGAAGAGAAUUGUGGGCGGAAGAAUUCCUGAGGUAGGGCAUGAUGAAGAGGAAUUGGAUAUUACGGCUAUGGAGUGGGAAAUGAAAAAGACAAUGGCGUUAAAGGCUGGGGCUGAUAUUGCUAAGACUCGGGGCGGAAGGCCUAUGAAACCUUUGUCUGUGUAA